Messenger RNA from Scylla paramamosain (green mud crab), 3117 nucleotides. Its product is annotated as zwei Ig domain protein zig-8-like. The coding region runs from base 434 to 1327 and encodes 297 amino acids. The record is from RefSeq and is a predicted model, not a curated record. NCBI's taxonomy places the organism in Eukaryota, Metazoa, Arthropoda, Malacostraca, Decapoda, Portunidae. The transcript has 8 exons. Gene Ontology annotation, biological process: synapse organization. Gene Ontology annotation, cellular component: neuron projection membrane.
AGUGCUGUGCGGGGCGAUGCUCUGCAGAGAUCACGGGUCGGAGAAGUGCGCGCGCUCAGGACACCGGACCCGUCACAGCACCUUCGUUCCAUCCUGUGAGCGCGUCCAGCCUCAGCCAAUGAGGGGUCAGCUUGGCGAGAAGACUAGCGGGUGUCAGUGAGGAGACUUUCAGUCUCACUUUCAGUGAGGGUGGAGAAGUUGAAGAAGUCCAUUAUGACAACGUUGUGGAAUACUAAUAACAAAGGCAGUAUUAAUAAUAAUAAUAGUAACACUUAACAAAAGACGAAUAACACUAAUAACACCACCAAGAGUAACAGUAAUAAAGGCUGCCUCUCCUAGUGUUUCGAAUCCAAGUGAAGCAAAUGAACGUUGACUCAUUCACGAGCCAGGAAGUGCCCAGCAGCCUAAGCCUCUAAGGACAGGAGUGUGAAGCAUGGCGUGGCUCAGUGUGUGCUGGGGCCUGACUCUGUGCCUCACCACCACCACCACCACCAAUUCAGCCACAACAUCUGACACGACCACAGCUGUAAACACUGGCGCGCGGCGUGCGGACGUACAGGCGCGCCUGGACGACAGCAGCAGCCGGCCGGUGGCGCCCAUCGAACCGCUGAUGGACCUGGGCGGCAGGGGCGCGGCACCCCCCGGCCCCCUGCAGCCUGUGUUCGACGAGGCGGCGCCCCGCAGCGUGUCCAGCCUGUCGGGCGGCACCGCCUACCUGCACUGCGUGGUGCACCACCUGGGCGGCGGCAGCGUAUCGUGGAUCAGGCGGCGGGACCUGCACAUCCUGACGGUGGGCACGUACACGUACACCACGGACCAGCGCUUCGAGGUGGUGCACGCCGCCGCAUCGCGGGACUGGAUCCUCAAGCUUCGCUACGCGCAGGAGCGAGACUCUGGGCUGUACGACUGCCAAGUGUCCCGCCGACCCGUGCUGACCUACAGUGUGCGUCUCAGCGUGUACGCCGCCCCCAGUGCCAGCAUCGUGGGCGCCCCAGACAUGCACGUGGACAGAGGCUCCACCAUCAACCUCACCUGCACCGUCACCCACACCUCGGAGCCUUCCGCCUACAUCUUUUGGUACCACAACGGCCAGGUGGUGAACUACGAGUCCCCGCGGGGUGGCGUGACGGUGGUGACGGAGCGCGGCAACGUCACGCGGGGCUUCCUACUGAUCCAGGACGCGCGGCCCUCAGACUCCGGCAACUACACGUGCGCGCCCUCCAACACCGCGCCCUCCUGGCUGCGCGUGCACGUGCUCAAUGGGCUACAAAGGAUUACAAAGGAUAACAAGCACCAGCAGACCUCUCGAACGCCAACAACCUUCUAGAUCCUUUCCUGGGACCAUAUUCUGAAACACUUCUACGCCACACCACUAUAUUCAAAAGGCUCUAGUUGAAGUUACAUGCAUUUUUAAGGAUGUUUUAUUGUUCUAGUGACAGAUUAACAAGGUUUCUAUAUUAUAAACAGGAGAAACACUCUUGAGAACCCGGCUAAUCAUCUCUGUGGCCUUGGAAAAUAAAUGGUGAGAGAAUAUGGGCUUUGGCUGUUUGGUGACACUAAUCUUCACUAACAACGAGUGGAGUUCACAAAAGGCAGUGCAGAGAAGACUGACUCAAACUAACCUUCUCUGUGCUUGCCGCCUCGAUACUUACCAGAAUUAUCUUUAGCUCGGCGAGACCCUUGACCUCGUGUUUCAUUAAAGGCCACGAGAAUAGUUUGGGGAUUUGAAAUAUGUCGAAACUGGAAACUGAGACUUAACGAGAUACGAGUGCUGGUGCCAGAGUGAUGCAGGAUGUUUUGUACCGCUUGAAAUUUCACGUCGAUUUUGUGUAAAGAAAUGAAGUGAACGAUGUAACAAGUCCUGAAUAUGAGCGUGUUACGAGAUUCUGGUGAGCGUGAAAGGGAGAUGAUGAUGACGUUUAUUAUUUUUUUAUUCAUUUAUCUAUCUGUUUAGUAUUUAUAACCAGUUCCUUCGUAUCCCGUAAAAAUUUAGUCACAAGAGAGACCAGGAUGGAGAUUCGGUUUGGUUCCCACGUCCCGAUACUCUCUCGAAGCAGUCCCGUACACUCUUCGUGAGUCAUGCGUCCCUCGUGAACCUGGCGAUGAAAUUCUCAACUGGAGGCAUCAAUUACCUACAUAUUAAUGGUGCGCUGCGAACCAAUCGGCUUGACUCGCUGAUACCCCGUGGCUGGCGACCAAUCAAAUUAAGGACCAGCGUUAUUCACAACGGUUUUUGUUCAUUGUUGAUGCUCUCACCACCGAGCUGCUCUGGGCCAGGUGUUUUGUGGUUAUUUCAGGGUUGUGUGUGUGUGUGUGUGUGUGUGUGUGUUUAAUCCUUUGAUUGCUGAUGUGAGUAUAACACUUGUUGCUUCAUUUAAGUAAUCCUAAAUUAUUUGGUGAGAGAGAGAGAGAGAGAGAGAGAGAGAGAGAGAGAGAGAGAGAACUAUAACCUAUAAAAUGUCUGAACCACGCCAUCACUCCUGCUGUCAGUCUUGCUCCUCGAAAGCAUGCUCAAAGCUUGCACCGGAUACCUUUGUUAGAGCUGAGAAAGCACAACAGUCGCAGGGUCAGCCUGUAAGAAGCAAGCAGUGGUACGCAGCGCGACAACACAGACUGAAAGCAAAUUGGUUGAGGGAAAAAAUGAGCCAAAGAGACGAAGAGGAUUAAUUACGCUGAUGAGAGAAUCCAAUUAAUGAAUGAUCAUCCAGGUUGUGACUCAUUACGUUCGUUCUUUCUGUCCUCUGUUAUGAUUGGUCGGAUCCCGUUAAUUCGCGGAAGUACCCCCAGCAGCAGCAGCAGCAGCAGCAGUAGUGGUGGUGGUGGUGGUAACAAGUAAUAGUAGUAUUAGUAGUAGUAGCAGUACAGUAGUAGUAGUAGUAGUUGUUAAUGCUGCUGUUGCUGUUGUUGUUAUAGGAAUAUUAGUAGCCAUCAUCAUCAUCAUCAUCAUCAUCAUCAUCAUCAUCAUCAGCAGCAGCAGCAGCAGCAGUGGCAGUAGUAGUAGUAGCAAUAGUAAUAUAGAAGAAGAAGUAGUAGUAGUAGUAGUGACAAACAUCGAAAGCUUCAGUAUACACCCCUCCUAAAAAAAAAAAUGAUAAUGACAAUGAAAAGAAAGAAAAA